AUUCGAGUCUGCAUCUGCGCACAACAGUAUUUGAAUAAGUCGGGUGAGGGAUGGCUUUGUUGCGGGAAUAUUAGCAUAGCGACGAAGUUAAGACGGAGAAGGGCAGGCUGACAGUACUGAAACACCGCCGGGUCUGCACAAUGUCAGAAGCUGGAAACAUGACCCUGCAAACCCUGCAGCAGUACAAAGAGCUCGCUGCAGACAAGGACAAGGCAUCACUUCUGGCCAAGGACAGCACAGUCGUGCAGUUCCUGGCCUACGUGCUGGAGGACCGCGACGACCAGAUCGUUGGGGUGGCGCUGGAGACGCUGCUACUGCUGUGCGAGGCCGAGUCGUCGCGGCGCCAGCUGCAGCAGACGUACGGUUUAGUGCAGGCGCUCGAGUGUCUGCGCAUGAGGGAUUGCCCGGCGGCCGUGCUCUCGCAGACCGAGGCGGCACUGGCGCACCUGCGGCGGCCGGAGCCGGGCCAGCAGGACAGGCAGGCCGCCCGACACCGGCCGCGGCCGCCCUCGCGCCGCAGCAAGGUCGUGACCCUGCACGUGACCGGCCUGGUGACGCCCGAGGACCGCGACGCCCUGGAAGCGGCGCUGGUGCGCGUGCGCGGCCUCGUGUCGAUCGUGUACGACAUGGGCCGCGGCCGCUGCACGUGUCGCGUGCGCGAGCACGUGUCGGUGGCGGCGCUGGGCGGCGCCGUGGACAACACGGAAAACAUGGCCGCGUACCACGUGGUGCGUCGGAUCACGGCCGAUGGUGAGGAGGAGCAGCUGGUGGCCGUGUCGGAGCGCGCGCGUGCCAGUGAGCAGGCGCGGCCAGAGCCGCCGCCUGAGUACCUGCCCGAGGACGACCCCGACGUGACGCCUGGCGAUGGUGCCGUCGCCACCGGAGACUUCUUCAAGUCGGCCACCGGCUGGCUGUCGUCGGCCAGCUCUUACCUCAGCUCGGCCUUCUACUGGUGACGAGCUGGAGUAGGGGCACUCAUCUGGUGACGAGCUAGUACUUGGGCCUCGCUACGGGUGACAGGGUGUGGGCGCGCUUCUGUUGGGCUAGUGUCCAACGCGCUCUCGGCAUUUGUCUGGUGACGACCUGGUGCCAGUGCUCUCUCCUCGCCUGGUGACGAGUGCCCUGUCGCCAGUGCGCUGUCGUCGCGCUCUGACUUGGCAGUGCCGAUCUGAUGGGCGCCUGGGAGCGGCGCGCAGAGGGGAUGUUAGAGAGCCGGGCUCUCCGCCGAUGCGUGGCGAGCUCCCGGGGGGACCAGCAGUGUGAUGAACUC
Pollicipes pollicipes is the source of this 1270-nucleotide messenger RNA. RefSeq names its product armadillo repeat-containing protein 1. NCBI's taxonomy places the organism in Eukaryota, Metazoa, Arthropoda, Thecostraca, Pollicipedomorpha, Pollicipedidae. Bases 141 to 956 code for a protein of 271 amino acids. The record is from RefSeq and is a predicted model, not a curated record. The transcript is spliced from 2 exons.